AUGGAAACGAAAAUCGAUGAAAUUUUAAAAACUGUUAAUGAUUUGAAAGUCACAAAUAAUAAAAUUAUUUCUACGAUAAACACCCAAAAUGAAAAAAUUAGUCGCAUAUCUAAGAAGGUUGAUGACCUUUUUGAAAACGUCUCUAAUCUAACAAAAGCUAACCAGGAUCUUAAUUUAAAAGUUACUAAUCUAGAGAUUAAAAUAUUAGAUAUGGAGCAAAGUAUAAAUAAAGAAAACAAUGCACCACCUGAACAAAACAUUAUCGAGGAACUAAUGGAUAGACAGUCGAGAUCAAAUAAUAUUAUUCUAUUUAACUUAACUGAAGAUGAUAACGAGGAUGAUUCACAGAAAAUUAAAAACGUUAUUUCUAGUUUAAAUCAGAAAAUUGAACAAUUUACAUUUUUUCGUCUCGGAAAAACAAAAUCAAAUACUCCGGAUAAGCCACGUCCAGUAAAAAUUCUUCUUUCAAGUCAAUCAGAUGUGUUUAAUAUCUUACGAACACAAAAAAAUUUGAAAACAACAACGAAAUGGUCAAAUGUUCGUUUUUCGUCAGAUAGAACUACUAAGCAACGAGAAGAAAUGGGAAUCCUUAGAAGAACGUUACAACAACGUAGAGAUAAUGGUGAGCAGAACAUAAUCAUUAAAUAUAUUAAAGGUAUCCCGAAAAUUGUAAACACUACAAAAAACUGAUAAGCACACCACCCACUUGUUUAAAUUUGUACUACCAAAAUGUCCGUAGCUUAAAUAAUAAACUAUCAUGUCUAAAAUCUCAAGCUCCUAGCUCAAUAUAUGAUAUAUUUAUAUUCACAGAAACUUGGUUAAAAGAAAACGUUAUGUCAACUGAAUUAGGUUUUUAUAAUUAUAAUGUAUUUAGACAUGACAGAACAAAUGAAUCAAGCUCAUUAUCUAGAGGUGGUGGUGUACUUAUCGCUAUUCGUAAUAAUAUUUAUUCUAAGCUUAUUGAAAUUGUAAUUAAUAAUAUAGAACUAUUAUUUGUAUUGAUAAAAAUGUCUAAUCUUACUUUUAUUAUUGGAUCUGUGUAUAUGCCUAUUAAAUCAAAUGUUAUAUUAUUUAACGAAUAUUUCGAUACGG
Messenger RNA from Aphis gossypii (cotton aphid), 1092 nucleotides. RefSeq lists its product as uncharacterized. The record is from RefSeq and is a predicted model, not a curated record. The coding region runs from base 1 to 690 and encodes 229 amino acids. The transcript has a single exon. Lineage: Eukaryota; Metazoa; Arthropoda; Insecta; Hemiptera; Aphididae.